This is a messenger RNA of Saccostrea echinata, 852 nucleotides long. Its product is annotated as protein rolling stone-like. Gene Ontology annotation, cellular component: membrane. The transcript has 4 exons. The record is from RefSeq and is a predicted model, not a curated record. NCBI's taxonomy places the organism in Eukaryota, Metazoa, Mollusca, Bivalvia, Ostreida, Ostreidae. The coding region runs from base 1 to 852 and encodes 283 amino acids.
AUGACACGAGAGCCGGACGACACUCGCCGCUUAGUAUCUUGUUUAAAGAGAGUCAAGAAGGAAUUUAGCCGGGAAAAUUUUCGUUUAGAAUAUGAAUACCCCGUUGAUUUUGUAAAAUUACAGUAUGGCCCCUCUGUCCUGUUCAUUGUUUGGUCCGUGUGUUGGGCGAUCCUACAUGUACUCGGACUAGGACUCCAGCCUUACUUCUACAGGAACUAUGACUUUGACCUGAAGUGGUUCUCCUAUCUUACAUACUGGGGGUACACCACUCUGUGUGUGUUCACAUUAUGGGACAGUGUGGCAGCCAUUUAUGUUCACAUUCGGCGACAAGAUAUCAUCAGAGGAGAAUGCAAAGCGAUGCCAUGGUACUUGAAGGCAGUUUGGGUGCAGUUUAACGUGAACACCCCGAUAGCACUGGUGAUAACCAUUCUGUUUUACUUAUUUAUUCCAAAUGAUACCAGUCCCAAUAGCAUUCUAGUUCACGCCAUGAACACAGUCUACGUCAGUGCAAACGUCAUCGUCUGCGCAAAACCAAUGCGCAUGCUCCAUGUCUUUCAUCCAUUGCUGUAUGGCAUAGUAUAUCUGAUUUUUUCUGUGAUUUACCAGAAAACCACUGGUCAUGUGGUUUAUACUCAGCUGAACUGGGACAACAUGCCACAAACAGCAUUAUUCAUGCUUGGCAUUUUGCUGCUAAUUCUUCCUUUUUUAUACUUCAUGUGUUUGCUUGUCACAAGGUUAAGAACACUGUUGCAUACAAAGCUGUGUAAAAAGAAAACUUCGUCUAUAGCUCCCUCACAAUUACAAGAGUGUCCAAAUGAAAGCAACAAAGGAAUCCAGUUAGGAUACGCAUAG